Messenger RNA from Guillardia theta CCMP2712, 418 nucleotides. RefSeq lists its product as hypothetical. Lineage: Eukaryota; Cryptophyceae; Pyrenomonadales; Geminigeraceae. Bases 75 to 356 code for a protein of 93 amino acids. The record is from RefSeq and is a predicted model, not a curated record. The transcript has a single exon.
GUAUCUGGAUCGGUUUGAUCUAUCUCGCUGUUUGUCACGGGAGGUGCCUCACCCUCUUCCACCUCUUGCGGAAGAUGUCCGGGUUGCUCUAUUUCCACUGUGGACGCUUCUUUCUUUUCUUGCUCAUCUCGACUCUCUUCUUCGGCUGGAGCCGCUUCUUGCAUGGAGAUUGGAGCAUCGGCCCCUCCUGGGCCAUUGCUACUUUGGUCUGCCAUAUUUGCCCUGCUCGGUUCUUCACCGCUCAAGUUGCUCACGGUUUCACUUCUGAUAGCUUCCGCAGAUGGUCUUCAUAUCAAGGAGACUUCAAGGCCACAAGAGCGUUCAAGACUCGCCUAGACAUGUCCGGUAUAUUGUAAUCGUUCUCCCCCUCGUCUCAUCCUACAUGAGCUUCACACCGCUGCUUCGCAGUCCUGGUUGC